Molecule: messenger RNA, 1351 nt
Organism: Durio zibethinus
Lineage: Eukaryota; Viridiplantae; Streptophyta; Magnoliopsida; Malvales; Malvaceae
Product: putative serine/threonine-protein kinase
Biological process (GO): protein phosphorylation
Molecular function (GO): protein kinase activity; ATP binding
Source: RefSeq, a predicted model, not a curated record
UAGUAAUACUCAAAUUGGAAAAAGAAAAUAUUUCUUUUUCCAUUGUCUCUCUAUAUAAAGGAGUUUUGAAGCUAAAUCUCCGACUGACAUCUGAUCUCUUUCUUUUUCUCUUCAUUUUUCAUUUGAUCUCCGAUGAUUUUGAUGGAUCAUCGAUCAUGGAAUGAAAGCUUGAGUGCGUAAAUAAAAAAAAACUAUAUCGUAAAGAUAUUACAAAGUUGAUCCAACACCAUGAAUUUCUGUUUUUCGAGAUUAAAUUGUUUCUCUUCUUCUUCUUCAUCAGAAACCUGUUCCGACGCUCAAGGUUCACAAACUGGAAACUUUCAUACUUUCUUGUAUGAUGAAUUGAAAAUCGCAACCGAUGAAUUUCGAUCUUCCAAUAAAAUUGGUGAAGGUGGAUUUGGUUCUGUCUAUAAGGGGAAACUAAAAGAUGGAAGAACAGUAGCUGUGAAGGUGUUGUCAGUAGAAUCAAAGCAAGGGGACAGGGAAUUCAUGUCUGAAAUAGCCUCAAUAUCAAAUAUUAGCCAUGUAAAUCUUGUUAAACUCCAUGGUGGGUGCAUUGAUGGACCCUCUAGGAUUCUUGUUUAUGAGUACAUGGAAAACAACAGCCUUGCUCAAAUCUUACUAGGAGGGGAGAAAAACAGAGCAAACCUCAGUUGGAAAUCAAGGAAAGAAAUUGCCCUAGGGAUUGCUCGGGCACUUUCAUAUAUUCACGAGGAGGUGAAGCCACAUAUUGUGCAUCGAGAUAUCAAACUUAGCAAUAUACUUUUGGAUCAAAAUUUCACUCCCAAAGUUUCAGAUUUUGGCCUCUCCAGGCUAUUUUCAGAGAAUAUCACUCACCUUAGUACUGGAGUUGCUGGAACAUUAGGUUAUCUUGCUCCUGAAUAUGCUUUAAGCGGACACUUGACACGAAAAUCAGAUGUUUAUAGUUUUGGAGUAUUACUUCUAGAAAUUAUGAGUGGGCGGACGGCGAUAGACUUUGAUGUAGAACAAGGAGAAUUCUUCCUUGUUGAGAAGGCAUGGGACAUGUACAAAUCAAACAAGCUGGUGCAGCUGGUGGAUCCAGUAUUGCUGCUAAAUGGGAGCAGCUUCUCGGUGCAAGAAGUGGUUCAAUUCCUCAAGGUGGGAUUGCUCUGCGUACAAGAGAAAUGUGGGCUUCGGCCUUACAUGUCGGAGGCGAUUAAGAUGAUGUGCAAUGAAAUCGACAUGGAUGAGUUGCAGAUGGCAAAUCCAGGGCUCAUCACCAAUAUCAUGGAUGUCAAAGUAGGAAAUAGACGUUCUUCAUCUUCAAGCUUUCCCAAAUUGUUAAGCCCUCAGUUACAUUCUAUAUAAAAAGUAGAAGAUCUUACUUUGA